Messenger RNA from Penicillium olsonii, 873 nucleotides. Lineage: Eukaryota; Fungi; Ascomycota; Eurotiomycetes; Eurotiales; Aspergillaceae. The record is from the annotation of a GenBank genome assembly.
AUGUAUCACCAAGCCCAAGUGCCGGCACCCAUCGAGCCGGAUUCCAACUCUGACGACGAGUCGUUGUUUCUUGAAUCAUAUGAGAACGGUCGCAGGUACCAUUCAUAUCACGAAGGAGAAUAUGUUUUGCCCAACGAUGAGAGGGAGCAAGAUCGGCUCGAUCUGACGCAUCACAUUUACAAUUUACUGUUGAAGGGAGAACUAAUCCGAGCCCCGGUUACAAGCCCCCAAAGGGUAUUAGAUCUCGGUACAGGUACGGGCAUAUGGGCGAUGGACUUUGCGGAGGUGCCACCGAAUUGUCGGUUCGAAGUUGAUGACUUCGAACAAUCAUGGUCACAUCACCAGCCUUUCGACUUCAUCCACGGUCGUGAACUGGAAGGCUUCAUUCGCGAUCAUAACCGAUUUUUCGAACAAGUGCUAGAUAAUCUCAAUCCCAACGGGUGGCUUGAAAUGGCAACCUUCGAAACAACAACCUAUUCAGAUGAUGGCACGCACCUUAAAGCAACCAACCUUCUGCAUGCCAUCAAGAAGCUCCAUGAAUCUUCCAAGCUCUUCGGCAAAGACAUGGCGUCCUCACCGGCGUGGAAGUCGCGCAUGGAGGAAGCCGGAUUCGUGAAUGUGACGGAGGAAGUCUACGUGCUACCUCAAAGCCCAUGGCCGAAAGACCCCAAGCUCAAGGAAUUGGGUCGGUACCACCAGCUGAACAUGAUGGAAGCCGUUCCCCCCUACCUAUACGCGUUGUUCACAAGGAUGCUCCGCUGGUCCCGUGUUGAGAUUGAGGCGCUGUUAGCCGGAAUCCGGAAAGAGCUGCGAAAUACAUCUUAUCAUUUGUACACCAAGGUACGAGUUGUGUAUGGUCAGAAAUCCGGGUGA